ACAACCUGCCCACAGCAGAGGAAGCAAAAUCGAAACUCUCCAAUGAGUUCACCUUCAGAGUAAUAGUUUGUCCCCCCUCUCUCUCUCUAUCUCUAUCUCUCCUUCUUAUCCCCUCGCUUGUUUUAAUCGUUUGGACUAUUGGCAAAAAUGAACGGCUCUUUGCACCCCCACCUCAAAUAUGUGGACAUAAAACUGAAGCGAGGACCUGCAGGCCUGGGCUUUAACAUACUCGGGGGCGUGGACCAGCCAUGUAGGAUGGAUGACAACGGCAUCUAUGUGAGUAAAAUAAAAGAGGACGGAGCAGCAGCCCUCGAUGGACGACUCAGAGAGGAAGACAAGAUCAUUGCGAUAAACGGAGUCUCACUUGAGAACCGGACACACAGAGAAGUGGUGGACCUGUUCCGGACAGCCGGGGAGAACGUAGAGCUCCGGGUUCUAAAGAAGUCGUCUUUUCUAACAAACGGACCGGCAGACUGCCCACCUGAAGGCCAAUCAUCUUCCAUGUCCUCUCUGGGAAUGCUGGCGCUAUUUGCUGGAGCUGUAACCAUCUUUGUAAUAGCAGCUCUUUACAAACGGCGCAAAUAGGGAAAAUCUUUUUUUUUUUUCUUCUUCUUUUUUUUUUUUAUCUAAGCUGACGAUGUCUGUAUCUUAAUUUUAGCACCAAAAACUUUGCUGAAUGCCAAACAAGUAAAGAGAGGAGCAGUGUGGACGGUAGAGCUUUUUCCGAUCAUCGGGUAAUGGUGUCGCGAUCUCGUUCGUCUCCACGUUCGUGCGUAUUCUGUGAUUAAUGGUAGCUUUUUGAGGCCUUUCCUGUGCAGGAGGACACUAUCUUACCAUCAGGGUUAUUUUAUACGGAGGAUCCUGUGCCGUACCGAGAUGAAGGGUCAUGACAUUCCUGCUGUGGGGUCGUGCCCCCCCUCUAAGCAGCUGAGAGCAAAUGAACAUUUUGGGGAGACCUUGGGGAAAAAAGGGGUCAGAUUUACACAAGCGCCAGUUAUUCCUAAAAUUUAAACACUGUCUUUUGCAAGAGACGCAGAUCCCUGCCUGUACGUCUGUGGCUGAAAUUCAGAUCGGCGAGUGCAAGAGGAGUCCGUGGUGUCAGACUUGAGACCGAGUGCCUUUUCUGUGUAGAGAACGCGUCUGCUGAAUGUUGUUGCUCCAUGAUAAUCAAAUCUUCCAAAAGAGACCAACUCCAACAAGCUGCUCUGUUUGUAAGAGAUAUUAAAAGAUCACGCUAAAAUCCAGCUGAAUCCUUUGGUAAAACAUCUGAUUGUUGACUCUUUAAAUCUCAGAUGAGUCAAGCGUUCGUUGGAGGGACUAUUUUUGGCCGCGGAUCAAGACACGCGCUGCUUUGGUGGUGUUCCGUAGGGGGAUUGGGGAUAGACGCAUUACACGGUGCAACAGUUUGACCCACUGAAGUAUUUUAAUAGUUCUGGAGGGCGGUGGGGCUCUGUGGCACAGACGAAGGACCUAAAGCAUAUGAGGUGUCCUUCAUAAAGUCAGUGUAGUGUUAGGUCUGUUUACCUGGGCCUUUAAAUAGAGCUCUUCAACGUACAUGUGCAUUUCAGGAAGUUAUACCAUCAUCAAAGAGUUGAUCUGUUUUUGUGUUCAUAUUGUCUGUUACGUUGAUGAUUCUGACCUGCACCUAACUAGAAGACCAGUUCCAUAGAAGCAUUAAAGAAAGGGAUUUUUAAUACAAAAAUAUUGCCGUAUUUAAAAGAAAGUUUGUGCGCCGUACAGUAUAUUCAACACUUGGCCAGGUUUGCUCUAAUAACGGCUUUUGGCGCGUCUGCACUGCUGGCCCUGAUGUCUUUUAUCUCUAAUACUCCAUAGAUUCUCUGUGGGGUCUAGGUCCACAACAUUUGCAAAACAACAACAACAACAAGCCCAUAAAGGGUCAUUAAAACAGGUUUUGGUACUUUCCCCAGAGGCUGGUGCGCCAUUUACUGCCACAUCUUUUCCUUCCACUCAACUUUCCAUCAAUCUGCUUGGAUUCAGUCCAAUACGUGAAUAAUUUGCCAGCUUUCUGAGAAUUUGAAUUUUGGAUGUUCAUUGGGUGUAAGCCACAAUCAUCAAAUUAGCAGAAAUAAAUGGGUGUGUAAUGGAUCUAUGAGUUUAACGUUUUGAAGUACGGAGAUUUAUUUUUCAGUAAUCUAAUUCACUCAGAUGCACUUGUACCCCUUAAGUGAUUGGUAGAGUUUCUUGCAACUCAUUAAAUCAAGGGCUUGCAAGGAUAUAUUUCAGCAAAUAUCUGAUUUAUUUCUUGGAUGGAGACGUUCUCUGAACCUACAAGGAAGGGAUCUGUUUUUUUAUUUUAUUUUUUAUAUAUAUAUAAUUUAUGUAUCAGACCAACAGCAGUGUUGAAAUGAGCUUCUGUCAGAAACUUAAUUUUUUCAUUUUGCACUAAAACAACAACCAUGGAGCCUUUCCUGUAAGGCUGGAACAGGAAUUGAUGCAUGUCGUGUUUUCUUUUGUUGGUCACAUCAUCACAUCUGUGUCUCCCUAUGUGGUAUGUUGUAUGUAAAUACAUUUCUGCCAAGUGACAUUGUGAAUAUGUGCAGUAUGCCAGAGAAUGAAAUCAGAAGCACUAAUAAAUUAUGCAAAUAUAUCCUCCGGACAUGUAAUAAAAUGUGUUUAAUUCAC
Messenger RNA from Fundulus heteroclitus (mummichog), 2643 nucleotides. RefSeq names its product synaptojanin 2 binding protein (gene synj2bp). Lineage: Eukaryota; Metazoa; Chordata; Actinopteri; Cyprinodontiformes; Fundulidae. The transcript is spliced from 4 exons. Gene Ontology annotation, molecular function: protein binding. The record is from RefSeq and is a predicted model, not a curated record. The coding region runs from base 148 to 585 and encodes 145 amino acids.